CUAACACAGAGCAAGGAACAGAGGCCAGACAAACGGCACAUUUCCACAUCCACGAUCGUGUUUACGCCAAAAUACUCCACAAACAGUGCGUCGCGCUGAACAAUACCGGUCCGUUGCGUUUAGAAACGCAUCGUGAACACGGGGAAGCUUCCGCGGGACCGACGAGCGCUGCACGAGGGAUUGCCCAACUGCAGCGCGCGCGGCGAAGCUCGGAAACGGCUGGGGAAAGAAGGCCUCCUUUCAGCGCUCUUAGACCUGCGGGGAAAAGUGAAGAGCGCCGCCUGACGACCGCCGUACAGCGGGGUGGCUCUCGCAGGAGACCGCGGUGCGCUCCUCAAGCUCUGGCAAAAUCCGAAGAGCGCCGCCAACUGCUCGCCACAAGGUCAUUUGGUAGCUCGUGAUCGAUAUCUGGUCGGGUAAUGCACACUGAAGGAGUUGACUGAGACUCACUGUGACCCAAGCACAUCAUCUGCUCUUCAGCACACAGUCUUUGCAUCUUAAACAGUUUGAGUAACAACAAGCUCUGCCAUCACCAUGAGUGAGCAGGAGUUUGUGGAGCAUCAGUACAUGUGCAGUGAGUGCCAGCAGCUCUUUAACACCCUCGAGGACGUGCUGGUGCACCAGCAGAUCCACACCGGCGCAGAGGAGGUGGAGGUCCUGCCGAGCCUGGACGACUGUGACCCAACCGAGAGCCAGUAUCAGUGCCUGGAGUGUGGAGCCAUCCUGAGGAACCCAGAUGAACUGCUGCUGCAUCAGGAGCUGCACAUGAGAGAGGCGGGCCAGGAGCUAUGUGAGGUCACAGAAGUGGACGCUGUUGAUGCAGAAGUGCCAAUCCAGUAUCAGUGUCUGGAAUGCCUGGCUCUUUUUGACACACCUGAACUGUGGUUGGCACACAGACAGACACACAGCAGAAGCAGCACUCAUAGUAGCCUGAGCGCCGGCACAGAAUAUGUCCUUCAGCCCGAUGGUUCAGUCACUCCCAUUCAGUUGCUCAAUGUUCAAAAUCUUGUUCUGGAUGAACAAAGGGCAGGCCAGAUCCUGACCCUAGCCCAGGCACUCCGAGAACAAGAAACCCCAUCCAAGGCUGCAGCCCCUCCCAGAACUAUGCUAGUACCAGCAAACACUUCCCUGCCUGGCUCCACCUCUGCAAUGCUCCGCCUGCAGUUCUGCUCUGCCCAAGCGAUUGCUGAUGGUUCUGCCCCAUCUACUAUCCGCAAAGCAAAACUUCUCAGCCCCCUCUUACCUGCUGAUCCCAUCCGGUUGGAAAAUGUGACCACUUUAAAUCUUCUGCCUUCCUCUGGUCAGGUGAAUGCAGUUAAGAAGGAAAAUGAGGAAAUUUUAAUCAUCCACCCUUAUGAGUGUUCCGAGUGUAAUCUGCUGUUUAGUACACCAGAGGAUUUCCUUCAACACCAGGGGGAGCACUUCUUAGGCCAGGACAAAGAGACUGGGGACACUGGGGUGAUGGUGGGGUAUGAAGACAGUUUGGGGGCAAAGGAUGAUGAAGGAAGAAGCGAUGGAUCAGAAGAAGGCAAAGUUGGCAGAGUUAGUGGUGGGAGACGCAUGUACACUGCCCGCUCAGCUGGUUUGGGUUUGACAUCACCUGUUUCACCCAGCAGUCUUCGGUGUGAAGAGUGCAAAAGAACAUUCACCUCUGCCAAUCGGCUUGUGGCACACCUUCGUGUGCAUGAACAAGGAACCCAUGAGUGCCCGGAGUGUGACAAAGUGUUUAAGAAGUUAGUGUCCCUUCAGACGCAUAUGCGCACGCACUCUGGUGAGGCACGAUUUCUGUGUGUGGAUUGUGGACACGGAUUUACCACUGAAAUGACUCUCAUGAUACACAGGAAGUCCCACACAUCUGAGCCAUUGCACAAAUGCCCAUUUUGUGCUAAAACUUUCACCAACAUGACAAAGUUCUUGUACCACCGCCGCACUCACAGAGUACGUGAACCAACCACACCAGUCUCUCAGUUUGUACUGGCACAGCAGUCACCUGUCUCUAUCAUCCAAAGAGCAAGAGAACGAGAGGCUGCUUGGAGAAAAGACAGACAGGUGCUGACAAUUCCUUCUAAGGAUGAGUCCAGUGACGCAGGUCCAGUGCUCAUUGAAGGUAUUACUGUGGUCUCCCAGUCUACAGAACCAACAGAGAAUGGGCUUUAUGCUGAACCCUCAAACACAGAACAAACCCAAAAUGGAGUCAAAAGGCUGGCAGAUGACCCUAAAUAUUCAAUGAUUGCCAUAAGUGAAGGAGGUGGAGAUGAAGAUAAACACAUGGUUCCGGCUGCUGAGGAAGAACCAAAGUUCCCUUGCUCUAUUUGUGGAAAAAGAUUCUCCUCGCAGGUCCGUUUGUUGCGCCAUCGGUGUACAACUCAUACGACUGAAAGGCGCUUUAAAUGCAACAUCUGUGGGAAACCAUUCAAGAAGCAAAUCCAUCUGCGGAACCACCUGCGCACACACACAGGGGAGCGACCGUUCCAGUGCAGCGUGUGUGGAAAGACCUUUUCCUCUCUUGCUAACCUUUCUCGUCAUGGACUCACACACACAGGAGUCCGUCCGUACCGCUGUGACAUUUGCCACAAAGCUUUCAGCCAAUCCUCAAAUCUACGUCAGCACCGUCAGCAUCUUCACAGCAAUGUGACACCCUCACCAUGUCCAGAUUGCUCUGCGACUUUUAUCCGUCCUGCUAAACUCGUAGCUCAUCGAUUCCUUCACCAUCCAGGGUCACCGGCCCCUUACCCCUGUCCACACUGUACAGAGGGGUUCCUGCGCAAGCGUCAGCGAGACGUACAUUGCCUGGAGGAGCAUCCCAGCUUGACACAGCCCCACAGCAUUUCUCAGGAGUCCCAGGGCAGAGGUCAGGAGGGUACAACUGAUGAUACUGAGCAGCAAAGUGCUAAUUCAAUACCAAAACCCAAUCUGGAUUGCACUAUUUGUGGCAAGCGCUUGAACUCUCCUGCAAAUCUUCGCCUACACCAACUGAGUCACGGACUCGGGCCUGGCCGGCCACGAGGCUCCAGCUCUAACUCUGGGAAGUCUCAUCCCUGUCCAGUCUGUGGAAAACUGUUCGUUUCGGCCUCAAGUGUUACACUACACCAGAGAGUUCACACAGGUGAGCGUCCGUAUCCUUGUGCAAUCUGUGGAAAACGGUUUCGCCAGAACACGCACCUGCGGGAACACCUUCGCACACAUUCAGGCGAGCGUCCAUUCCGGUGUGAGUUCUGUGAUAAGGGCUUUGUUCAAAGCAUGCAUCUAGCAGAACACCGGCGAACACAUACAGGUGAGCGGCCGCAUGCUUGUGGUGAAUGUGGAAAGACCUUCAAGACUAUCUCAAACCUUAGGACCCAUCGUAAAACCCACUCUCGCUCCCAAAAGCAACAAAAGUCAGAACAUAGUGAAGAAUUGUCAGCCACAGGAUCAACCACAGUAGCUGUUGCUGUUUUGGAGGCUUCAGAGAUGGAACUGGCAAACUCUGUACCAGACUUCAGCCAACAGGGGGUCCAGCUUGGACAGCCACAAGUCAUUCAGAUACAGACAUCUAACCUGACACAGACUCCGGGCACUCCUACUAUCAUGUGUAAUGAGUUUGGAGAGACUAUAGCCAUCAUUGAGACAAGUGGAGAUUUAACAGAAGCCAUCGAGCUGUACCGCACGGCACUGGAGGGUGGCAUCAACAUGGAGGCCAUCACUGUGGACAACCUGCAGCUAAUGUGAAGCGUUGACAGUGCAGCAUUCCGGAAGCGGGACAUUCGAAGAUCACAAUUAUGCGAUGAGUGAAAAAGAUGUCAGAUGCAUCAGAACAAGUGUAGAGAGACAUUCAAAAAUAAAAGCAGAGAAUGAAUUCAAGCAUCUGAGAUCUGAGAGUUUUGCAAAUACAAGGAAUUGUAUUAAGUUCUUGAAUGUGUCAACAAGUGUACCUCAGAGAGCCACUCUUGUCCUUCCUUUCAAAUAUUUUUUCAGCCAUUCUUUGCAAAAUAACAUUAACUAACAGACUUCAAAGAGGGCUGAUUUUUGAAGACGCAACUGACAGACUUACGAUGGUUCCUUUAUUGGGGCUAGAAAUGGAUUGCUGCUCUUGUCACACUGAAUGACUCAUUCUUACAUUUGGACAGAACUUGACAGAGGCCAGCAAGGCACAGGUUACAAAAGUAAAGAGUUUGGACAAUGAAGAAAGUUGUAAUGAUUCUCGGUUUACAUUUUGAUCUGCAGUUCUUUAAAGACGGUAGUUUAAGGGCAUUGAGCUGUGAAACAGAACAGGGAGGGAGGAGAUUUAAACAUGCUUAUUACGGAAGACAAAAUAUGCACCAUCACUUACGAUGGAGUAAGUAUCCUCCUGUUACAUGUACCACAUCUCUGCCUGCACAUUGUAUGUUUGUAGCAUUUUUAUAUUGUUAUGCUGAUUUGGAGAAGUGUUGGAAAUAAACUGUUUGUCUCUGUC
This is a messenger RNA of Danio aesculapii, 4432 nucleotides long. RefSeq names its product zinc finger protein 526 (gene znf526). Bases 535 to 3708 code for a protein of 1057 amino acids. The transcript has 8 exons. Gene Ontology annotation, biological process: regulation of transcription by RNA polymerase II. Gene Ontology annotation, molecular function: DNA-binding transcription factor activity, RNA polymerase II-specific; sequence-specific DNA binding. Gene Ontology annotation, cellular component: nucleus. NCBI's taxonomy places the organism in Eukaryota, Metazoa, Chordata, Actinopteri, Cypriniformes, Danionidae. The record is from RefSeq and is a predicted model, not a curated record.